This is a messenger RNA of Pieris rapae (cabbage white), 2421 nucleotides long. RefSeq names its product probable proline--tRNA ligase, mitochondrial (gene ProRS-m). Lineage: Eukaryota; Metazoa; Arthropoda; Insecta; Lepidoptera; Pieridae. Gene Ontology annotation, molecular function: proline-tRNA ligase activity; ATP binding. Gene Ontology annotation, cellular component: cytoplasm; mitochondrion. Gene Ontology annotation, biological process: prolyl-tRNA aminoacylation. The transcript has 9 exons. The record is from RefSeq and is a predicted model, not a curated record. The coding region runs from base 86 to 1447 and encodes 453 amino acids.
AAAAUUGUAAAUAGCCGGGCGAAAUAAAAAGUUUGUUUAUUUAUGUAAGAUUUUAUAGAGCAUACAACUAAGUAAGAAUAAAAACAUGAGAUAUCUAUCUCAAAUAUUUCAACCAGUGAUUACUAUACCAAAGGGUGCAAUAAUAAAAAAUACAGAAAUCACUUGUAAAAGCCAAAAAGUAAUUUAUUUACAAAUCUAUUUUACAUUAAAAUGCAUCUUUCAUGACUCAAACAUGCUUCUUCUAGAAUGUGGUCUUAUCCGUCCAACUACCUCUGGCUUCUUCACAAUUUUGCCACUAGCCAGGCGAGCCCUAGAUAAGCUUGAACUAUUAGUAAAUUCCUGCCUAGAAAGUGUGCAGGCACAAAGAAUAUCAUUACCAUGCCUAACCUCAGCAAAUCUGUGGGAGAAAACAGGAAGGCUAGACAGUGUUGGAUCAGAACUCUUUACAAUCAAAGAUAGGCAUGAUAAAAAGUAUUUAUUGGCACCUACUCAUGAAGAAGCUAUUGCAGAUCUUAUUGCAGAUGUUGGACCUCUCUCACAUAAACAGUUACCACUUCUUUUGUAUCAGAUAACAAACAAAUACAGAGAUGAGCUCCGACCAAAGCAUGGUUUACUAAGAGCGAGAGAGUUUACUAUGAUGGACUUGUAUGGAUUUCAUAGUAAUAUACAAUGUGCGCAUAAUACAUAUAGUCGAGUUACUGAAGUAUACAGACGGCUGUUUGAUUUAUUGGAUCUACCCGUUCAUAGAUUGGUAGCACCGACCGGUGAAAUGGGAGGUUCGUUAUCCCACGAAUGGCAACUCCCAGCACUCGCGGGUGAGGACUCGAUAAACAUAUGCCCGUCCUGCUCGCACGUACAGCGGAGCGGAGAGUGCGAGAAGUGUGCGAGCGAGACGGAUGUAGUUCAAACCGUUGAGGUCGGUCACACAUUCAUUCUUGGUACAAAAUACAGCGAGCCCUUGCAAGCUAAAUGUAUUCAUCCAGACUCAAACCCGUCACCUUUGAUUAUGUCUUGCUAUGGAAUUGGUAUAACAAGAUUACUAGCUGCUAGUUUAGAAGCAUUGUCAAGCGACAGUCAGAUAAGAUGGCCGAAGUGUAUAGCGCCCUUCGCCGCGAUUGUUAUUGGGCCUAAGGAGGGCUCAAAAGAGUGGUCAAAGCACGGCUUAAAUCAUAUAGAGGGUGUAGCAAGAAAGUUGGAUGGGAUUUUAAAAGAUGACGUGCUUUUGGAUGACAGACAUACAUUGACCAUUGGAAAACGACUCUUAAUGGCGGACAGAAUGGGCUACCCUCACAUAAUAGUUUGUGGUCGAAAUUCAAUCGAAACACCACCAAGAUACGAACUUUACACCAACGGUCGACGGGAACCAAUAUUAGGUGACAUUAACGAACUUAUGGAUAUGAUAAAUGGCGUUUCUGACACUCAGCGUGACAGAUCUCGGUCUGAGUAAUGACGUCAAUAUGAUUUUGACAUUUGUGUUUGACAAUGUGUAGUCUGUGACAGACGGUUGACGUUUCAUACAAUAGGCUUGACAGGAUUUCAAAAAACAUUUUAUUGUAAUACUUUACAUUUAGAGAAAAAACCUAUUUUUCUAUGUUAAAGGUAAGGCCUUGUGCACAGUUGGCACAAAUUAAAGCCAUUAAAUAAACCUAUUUUACAUUGCUAACAUUUCUUGGCUUGGUACUACCGUCGCCAUUUUGAAAUGUCAGACUGACAUUGUCAGUUAGCUCUGAAAUACAACUAAAAUGUAUUUAUUUUUUAUCCUUGCAUUAUUAAUAACAAUAGCAAAGUUGAAGGUUUUAAUUAUCAAAUGGUUCUGAUUGCUAGGUAUAGGUACAUUUAGCUAAGUUAAUAGUACAAGUAACAAAACCUAUAAUAUCAGUUGUUCCUAAGUUUGGUGUGUUAUAUUUAAGCCUAGAACUGUAUUUUUUAAGAUAUUUAAAUAAAUUAUUAAGAUAAUGCAUGACUACAAAUUAUUCUCCCUAUCAUCGUUAAUUUUCAUUUACUGGCUGCGUACUUUUAACAGACUUCAAAUAAAAUAGUCGCAAUAUUCCAAGGGCAUACUCUAAUCGUGUAAGAUCCGGCUGCAGGAUUAUUUUUUUCAAUUUAGCUUGCAAUUUAAAAACAAUUGAAAUAUGUAUGACUUUUCCAAAAAUCAAUUGAAAAUAAUAGCAGCCAAAAUAUUGCUAGGCAACUUGGUACACAUAUAUUCUCCUAAUUAUGAAAUUUACAUAAAAAUUUGGUUUUCUACCGAAAAACCGAGGAACGCAUUGAUCCUGCAGCCGGAUUUCGUGCUAUAAGCUAAGCUGUCACUUUCGAACGUCAAAAACAUAAGGACGUCACUGUCAAUGUCUGUAUUACUUAGAUUCAACUCUGUAUUAGGUUAGGAGAUUACAGUUGUAUUUUAAUAAAUUUUAAAAAAUU